Phytophthora sojae is the source of this 4353-nucleotide messenger RNA. RefSeq lists its product as hypothetical. Gene Ontology annotation, cellular component: SCF ubiquitin ligase complex. Gene Ontology annotation, biological process: SCF-dependent proteasomal ubiquitin-dependent protein catabolic process. Bases 1 to 4353 code for a protein of 1450 amino acids. The transcript has 2 exons. Gene Ontology annotation, molecular function: protein binding. Lineage: Eukaryota; Oomycota; Peronosporomycetes; Peronosporales; Peronosporaceae. The record is from RefSeq and is a predicted model, not a curated record.
AUGGUGAAUGACGGCGCAUGGCGGUCGAAAAAGCGACCGCUGCCGGUUCCACUCCCCCUCGCCCCCGUCGCUCCUCGAGCCUCUGCCAACCAGGAAGAACCAGUCCGGACCAAUGCCGCGACCAACGGAAACAGAACAAGCAGUGCCAAGGCCCAUGCGAGGAAUUUGGCCAAGUUACAGAUGCAUCUUCCGAGAGAGGUGGUCUUCUUCGACCCGCGUCAGCGCGUGUAUCACUCGCACGUCAACCUCAGUGGCUGGCGCGUCACUGAUGCGUCGCUGCAGCAACUGCAGACGCCUUCGAUGCAGGACGGCAGCCAAACUGGGAAUAAUGUGGCCAAGUCUACGUUUCAUACUCUCACUGUGGAUGGCAGCGCCCACAUUUCCGUCAAAGGCUUGCGCAUUAUGCUCGAGGCAACAACAGAAGGAGGUGGUGGGAGUCUUCGUGUUCUUCGGUUGUCCCAAUGCCAGCUACUUUCUCGUGGAGGUGGCGAAAUACUCGAGGGCAGCAGUCUGCCGCGCUCGCUCAAGGAAUUGGACGUGUCGUCGUGUGAGUGGGUAGACGAUCGGUUUUUGCGUACUCUGGCGCGCCAUUGCUCCGUUCUCGAGCAGAUCUCACUCGCUCGAUGUCGUCGAGUGACGGACUACGGCGUCGCCGCCCUCGGUGAAAGUUACGCAGCGUCUCUCACGUCUCUAGACGUGAGCUUUUGCACCAAACUUACCGACACGGCGCUUCUUGCAUUACUGAUCGGUUCUUCGUCUGCUCAAGUGAUGCCAGGAGGAGCAGCGUCGGCGUCUUCAGCGUCGGCGCGAAUACGGGUAUUGAAUGUCGCUGGAUUACCGUUGGUUGAUGGUCUCACACUGCUUGGUCUGCGUGGUCCCUGUGCAUCUCGCCUCGAGUCGUUGGAUUUUUCAGGGUGUACUGUGCUCAGGGUUGCUGCAUUGGAGCGACUGGCACGAGUGCGUGCACUAACACGUCUGACCAGGUUGGAUCUAUCCCGGUGCUCGCUCGUGGAUGAUCAGGUUCUUUCCGCUUUGGGCAUGGCAUGCCCCCAGCUAGCCACACUGCAGCUUGCAUUCUGUUCCAGUAUCACGGAUGUUGGGAUUCGCCGUCUCGUGGGGGAGACAGCAAGUUUAUCAGCAGUGGGCACUGAAGACCAGCACGAUGAAGAAGUUAAUACUGGACAAACACCAACUCUAGGGGGCUACGACGAUCAGGAUGGCGAAGUCAUCGCCGGAAGUACUGGCGAGCGUGGCUGUCUAGAGCUGACAACUCUAGAUAUCACGGGGUGUUUCCAGGUCACAAGUCAAGGGAUCUCGGCACUUGGGGCUCGAUGCCCUCAACUGCAAUCCGUGACGCUUGACGGCGUGCGAAGACUUAACUCUUCCGGCGUUCGAGCGUUGAUGCGAGGGUGCUGUAAGUUGCGUGCUUUGCGAUGGAGCGGCAUCCUCGUCCGCAGUGGUCAAGACGAAGCCGCUGUCCCGGGGGCUUGUGCUGCUUUCUUCUCGAUUCCCCAUCUCAGCGAUGUCACAAUCGCCUCGUUAACCAGCGGCUCACUGAAGACACUACACAUUGGAACCACCGAGUGUGACGCGGACUCGUUGGCUGCAGCCCUGCUUCACGCCCGAAAAUUAUCAUCAUCGGUGCAGUCACUCACCGAUCUUGACGUGACAUCACUCGCCACAGACGCGCUUUGUGAAGCGCUAGGCUCUUGCUGUAUAAAUCUUCGUACACUUCGUCUCAGCCGAUCCCGAUAUUUUUCGCCGUCAAGCUUCCUCGCUGUACUUCGAGGCUGCUCCAAGCUGCGCGUACUCGAGUUGGAGAGCUGUGAACAAAUACGUGACGAAACACUGAUAGCAAUAAGCAGUACACCGUGCUGUCCGCACUUGGAAACACUGGUGCUUGCGAAUGACUGGCAACUCACAGACUCUGGCAUUGCCGCAUUAUUGCGUCCUGCCAUCAGUUUAUUCCGCCUUGAUGUGCGUCACUGCCCCGAGAUCUCAUUACCGGUCCUAAAGGCUCUAGCAGCGGCACGAGGACACAUUAGUGAAGCUACGCGUGAUGGUUUAACGCCGCGACAUCCGAACGUCGUAGCGUUCUUGCGUCGCGAACACAAAAGACGAGCGGCAGCGCGGAAAAUUACCCGGUGGCUGCGCUGCAAACUGGACGCCCGAGUCAGUGCCAAGUCCACAUUGGAGCGCGCUCUUGCAUACUUCAAGCGAUUGAAGAUUGAGGCAGCGCGCGUCCAGCGCUGGUAUCGGCACAAGUCAGCGCAGCGAAAACAACGUCGAAUGAUUGCCGAACUGCAACGUCUUCGGGCUGAGCAAUGCAAAACGAACUGGCGGUGGGUCGAAGCGCUCUGUGUGGUAAGCCGCCGGCUCCGUGUUUUCGUACGAGCGUUUGUUGCCGCUCGACAACGCGCAGCUUUUGAAAAGGCCGAGCAACUUCGUUUGUUGCGUGAAAAGGCUGCCACCAAUAUUCAACGUAUAGCUCGUGGAUGGUUGGGACGCCGAAGAGCGGUGGAGGCACGUCACGAACGAGAGCUGCUGCUUCAGCACCGAGAGCAUUCAGCCACUGACAUCCAGCGUGUAUUGCGAGGGCAUUUAUCGAGAAAAAGAACCGCAAAAGUGCGUCGUGAGUGUGAUACUAUGAUGCAGAAGAUGAUGAAGUUGGCUCAAGCCUACUUUUUGGCAGUCAUGCACAUCCAGCGGAUAGUACGAGGCUUUUUGGGCCGCCAAGAUGCAAAGCGUCGAGCUGUGGCUGCCUAUGAGCUGCUGCAACGGAAGAUCGCUCGAGCGAAGCAAAUUCAGAAAGCCUACCGAGCGCACCUGGCUCUGGUUGCGAUCCGCAAUAUGCUUUUCCGAGGAGCUACUGCACUGCAGAAGGUAUUCCGAGGCUUUCGCGGACGGCGAGAAGCGCGUGGAAUUAUAAUUGAACGCGCGUACGCAUGGCCGCCGCGUAUUCUCAUCUUGAUGAAAAACUCCAUCUUCACGCGCGAGUUGGCGAUUACUUGGAAGCACAAGCGCGAUGGGGGCAUGGUAAUUGCUGUAAUUCUGCAACGAAGAUACCGAGGCUUUUGUGGCCGGCGUGAAGCACGCUUGGUUCUAGCACGAAAGCGGCAACGCUGGUAUUUGGAGGACACGGGGGCGAGGACAAUUCAGCAUUUCUUCCGCAGCAUCAUAAUUCUGGUACGGCUUGCAAGGUUUGAGGCGUUACUAUGUCUGCGGCGACGCAGUGCAACUAAAAUUCAAGCUACAUGGCGAAUGUGGCUGGCUAAGGCGCUGGCAACCGCACGGCGGCUACGAAAUGACCGUCGACGACAGCACGCUGCAACGAUGGAGGCAAUCGCUUCUCGGCAGCAGGAUCGUCGGUUGUUCCUUCAUCGAGGGGCGGUGCACUCGCUUGUGGUCCUCUACCGCGCGUCACUAACAGCCCGUGGGUGGCAAACGCCGACAUACAUCAGGAUGCUUCAUCGUUCAGCAACUCGGAUCCAGGCGCUGGUUCGGGGUCACUUCGGUCGAAUCUACGCGAAUUGGUUUCGAGAUGAGCUCACGCGCGCAGCAGCAAUGGUACAGCGAGUGUGGCGAGGCAAACUGGGUAAGAAGAUGUGGCGCGCACUGAUGGAGGAGCGACAGCAGCUACGUCGAGUGCAGGGAGAAGGCGAUCGAGCAGCUCUCAUCGCGCAGAAGCUAACCGCACAUUAUGCUCUGGACGCCCUCGAGCGUGAGACGCAGCAUGCUAUCGUACUGCAGCGCUGGUUCCAGACGUUGAAGAACCGGCAGAUUUUCCGAGAGGCUCGCGAGCUCCGAGCUCGUGAGGCGCAAGCGCGUGCAAAGGACAAAGUCACUGAAUUGCUUCGUCUCUUUACUGGGAGCGUUGUGUUCCAGGCUCGAGUGUGGCGCGACUGCGCUGAUCGUAAAGCAGAACUACAAGCCCUUGAAGAAGACGAGUGCGUUGCUAUGGAGAAGGAGAUCGAGCAGCUGAAAGACGCAUGCAUUGAAGCUCAUGCCGGGUCUACGCAGGCCAGUAGAGAGCUAGUCGAGUUGACCAAACGCAAAAGUGAGUUCGAACGCUCUCGAACUCGAAGAAAGCGAGCCACCGAGGCAGUCAAACAGCGCAUUCAGCCUUUUGCAGUGCAAGCCAAGCAGCUCACAGUCGAGAGUGCGCGCGAACUGAAUGCCAACCGGCAGCUUCAGAUGGAGUUGCGGCGAGUGCGCACCGAGUUACGAAAGUUCCACACGAACUUGCGUGGUCGCUUGGUAAUGGAGCCGUUGUUGCUGACCGGAGAUGUGGAGUCACUGCUGGCGGGGCUAACUGGUCAGGACAUGUCCGAUGAUGAAGACGAGCAGAGCUGA